GCCCUCUAUUUUCCUGCAAUUCGACAUUUGUUUUUAUUACACACAAAAAGAAGACUUGUUCAAGAUUCAGAAGCAUUUCCAUAUGGAUUCUUCUUCUACAUUGCCACCAUCCACCUCCGCCACGCCGCUGGAUGAGAUUGUGUACAAGACCAAAGUCAUUGAAUUCUUCGACCGAACAGCUCCCAUCAUUCUCCAAAACAAUAAUGGCCCCUGCCCUCUCCUCUCUAUAUGUAAUGUUCUCUCCCUAAAGAACAGUUUGAGUUUGAGUCUGGAUACGCCAGAGGUUUCACAGGAUAAAUUGCUGUCUCUGGUUGCUGACCGGUUGAUUAAUUCGAACAGUAAAAUUGAUAACAAAGAUGCUGGCUAUGUUAAGAAUCAGCAGCAGAAUAUUACUGAUGCUAUUGAUUUACUUCCUAGGCUCACAACUGGCAUUGAUGUGAACAUAAAAUUCAGAAGAAAUGAUGAUUUUGAGUUCACUCCAGAAUGUGCAAUAUUUGAUUUACUGGAUAUCCCACUUUACCAUGGAUGGAUUGUUGAUCCACAGGAUAUUGAAACUGCUGAUGCUAUUGGCUCAAAAUCAUAUAACUCUCUCAUGAGUGAGCUUGUUUCUUUGGAAACACAAGCUAUGGAGUGUGAAGAGAAUGAGAAUCUAGAAGAAGAUAGUGUAGAUUUUGUUGCUGCGACAACUGCAGUUCUUGGAAUUCCUUCUCCUAGUCUUUCAAGAAGCCAAUCCUUCACUGAUUCACCCCGAAGUAUGAAAAAGGGAGAUAUGGAAGAAGAAGGAGAAGUCUUGAGAGUCUUGAAGUUAUCAGAGACUGAAAUGCUUAGUUCAGCAAUGGCCAGUUUAGCUGUAGAUACUGAUAGUGAACAUAUGGGGAAGUCUGAAGUGUUGAUAUGUUCAGAACCAGUGGGAAAUCAUGUUUCUGGUGAAACUGUAAAGGAUGGGGCAUUAAUUUCUAAUGACAGCGACAAUUUUGUACAUGAUGAUGAAUUUAAAAGAUCUUGUGGAAGUGCAGUUGAUGAACCCAGGAAUAGUAAACAUGCUGAUGGAACUCUCUCUUUAGAAGAAGUUCCUUCAUCUUCUAGUCACUGUCUUGAUGAACCCAGGAAUAGUGAAUGUUUGUAUGCCUGUGAACAUGUUGAAAAUAAAUUCACUUCCACUUCAGACCAGGAUGAACAAAGUAAUUGCACAAAUGAUUGUACAGCUGGAGAAUUACCAAGCUUGUUGACUGCUUCUGCAGAUUUAGGUUCAUCAAGUGGCACAGUACAUGACACCUUUAGUCCUGUCCUCAAUUCAGGUAUUGAUGUCAGUGAACCCAUGUACGAAGGGGAAGAGUGUAUAAUGGAAUCAGGAACUGCAGUCUGUCAAAAUCAAGAGCCCAUUUAUGAGGGUGAGAUGGUUCUUGCCAAACAAGGGGAUAGUGGUUGUGUUAAUGAGGGUGACUCUACGGAGAGAAUAUCUAUCACACAAGGAGAACUAAUCAGGAACUUCAUGAAGAACAGUGCUAGUCAGUUGACUAUUUAUGGCCUAUUUUGCUUACUAGAUAAAGUGAAGGAACGUGAGCUGUGUGUUUUUUUCAGAAAUAAUCACUUCAAUACUAUGUUUAAGUAUGAAGGUGACUUGUAUAUAUUGGCAACAGACCAAGGUUACAUAAAUCAGCCAGAUUUAGUAUGGGAAAAACUUAAUGAGGUGAAUGGUGAUACUGUGUACGUGAUGGGAAACUUUAAGGAUUUCAAGAUGGAUGAUCCUUCCAACGUGACCUGGGAUGAGCAGAAUGCCAUGUCCAGUACGGCUGACUAUAUAGCUAGCAUUGAUAGUGUAGCUCAAUCAAAUUCCAAUAUCAAUUCAGAUUUGCAAUUGGCAAUAGCUCUUCAACAACAGGAAUUUGAGCAACAACAACCUCAGCGAUCAGUACACUCCACUGUUGCUAGUGAUUCAGGGCUGGCCACGGAUCCUCAGGUUUCACACAACAGCGGGAAACACACGCCUUCCUCAACUAAGCAGGAGUCCAAAUCGAAAGAGAAGUGUGCCAUCAUGUGAAUACUUUAAGCUGGUUUCAGUCAAGUUAUGUGAAUGCUACAACUAUCUCUUGUGUGUGCAGCUUACCUGGUUCAUAGCCCCAUGUGUGUAAAGCUAAUCAGAAAUUCCAUUUUUGUAAAUCUCUGCUGUAAAUUUGAACUCAUAAAUUUGCAGCCAUUGAUUUUCUCAGUUUAGUCAUAAAGAUCCAUAUGCUAAUGGAUUCUUAAGGAUUUUGAAGGUGGUUUAAAGCUCAACUUCUGUAUAUUUCAGAUACGUACACAAUUAUACUAUUGUUCAAAGGACUGACCAAAAAUUUGCUGGA
Molecule: messenger RNA, 2342 nt
Organism: Salvia hispanica
Lineage: Eukaryota; Viridiplantae; Streptophyta; Magnoliopsida; Lamiales; Lamiaceae
Biological process (GO): protein K48-linked deubiquitination
Cellular component (GO): cytosol; cell periphery
Molecular function (GO): cysteine-type carboxypeptidase activity; cysteine-type deubiquitinase activity; K48-linked deubiquitinase activity
Source: RefSeq, a predicted model, not a curated record